AUGAAAGAAAUACGACUCGAAUUAGACCAGUCUAAAUUGAAUGCUAUCAUUAUGGAGCUUGACAUUCUCCACCGAUCUUCCGCUAUAUCUGAACACAUUGUUGAGUUUUAUGGCGCCUUCUUCAUCGAAUCCUGCGUCUACUACUGUAUGGAGUAUAUGGACGCAGGCUCUCUCGCGAAACUACUCGGCAAUCAACAUGGUGAAACCCUCACAAUCUCGAAGAAAAACGAAGAGCCACAAACAUUGACCUGGCCCGGAGUCCCAGAACCCGUCUUAGCACGAAUAGCACAAUCCAUGGUCAAAGGAUUGAAAUUUCUGAAGGACGACCUCGGAGUUAUUCACCGAGACGUCAAGCCGACCAAUGUGUUAGCCAACAGGAAAGGGCAGAUUAAACUCUGCGAUUUCGGUGUGUCGGGGCAGUUGGAAAAGUCUCUCGCGAAGACGAAUAUUGGUUGUCAGAGUUACAUGGCGCCAGAAAGAAUCAAGGGAGAGUCACAAGGUCAUUCUGCAACUGCCACCUACACCGUCCAAUCCGACGUAUGGUCCCUGGGACUCUCCGUUAUUGAAAUUGCCAUCGGCUCAUACCCAUAUCCGCCUGAAUCAUACUCGAAUGUUUUUGCACAGCUUACAGCUAUUGUGCACGACGAUCCGCCCGAACUACCAGACGAAAUAUACUCGGAGGAAGCGAGACAAUGGGUUGCAAGCUGUCUGCGUAAGCAACCAGAGGAUAGGGCGACGUAUGCGGAGUUGUUAGAGGACCAAUGGUUAACGCCCGUCAAAGCGGAUGAAGUAAACAUGGUAAAGUGGGUAGAGGACUGCUUGCGUUUCAGGGAAGCAAAACUCGCUGCAGCCCAGAGUGGUAUUCACAGAACGGCUAGCGCGCCUGCGCCUGCCUAG
Molecule: messenger RNA, 897 nt
Organism: Marasmius oreades (fairy-ring Marasmius)
Lineage: Eukaryota; Fungi; Basidiomycota; Agaricomycetes; Agaricales; Marasmiaceae
Exons: 2
Coding region: 1-897 (298 amino acids)
Biological process (GO): cellular hyperosmotic response; MAPK cascade; protein phosphorylation
Molecular function (GO): ATP binding; MAP kinase kinase activity
Source: RefSeq, a predicted model, not a curated record